CUGUAUGUUCAAUCCUUCAAAGCACAAUAAAUAAGUAGCCAUUCCAAGCAAAUUAAAGAAACACACGCAUCCACAACCCAAUCUCAAAAACACCAACGGCCCUGAAAGAAAAUGUCUCUUGUUCCGAGCAGCAUUUUUGGUGGCCGAAGAACCAACAUCUUCGACCCAUUCUCUCUUGAUAUCUGGGACCCUUUCCAUGACUUCCCAUUUACAAGCACAGCCCUAGCAACUCCUCGGUCUGAAAUCGCCAACGAGACAUCGGCGUUCGCGAACACACGCAUGGACUGGAAAGAAACACCUGAAGCUCAUGUUUUCAAGGCUGAUCUCCCAGGGCUAAAGAAAGAAGAAGUGAAGGUGGAGAUAGAGGAAGGUAAGGUUUUGCAAAUAAGUGGUGAAAGAAGCAAAGAGAAGGAAGAGAAGAACGAUAAGUGGCAUAGAGUUGAAAGAUCAAGUGGGAAGUUUAUGAGAAGGUUUAGAUUGCCAGAUAACGCUAAGAUUGAUCAGGUUAAAGCUAGCAUGGAGAAUGGAGUUUUGACUGUUACUGUUCCUAAAGAGGAGGUCAAGAAACCUGAUGUGAAGGCCAUUGAUAUCUCUGGUUAAAUAUAUUAUAUAUAGUCUAUAUAAUCAAUGGCAAUUUCUGUGAGUGGUGUGUGUUAUGGUCAGUCUAAAAGAUGGGUAUUAGACCCAUCUAAUAAUAAGUUCAACAUAUGAUCAUAUUAGAUGUGUUAAUGUCAUGGAUACUGUGUAAUGGGAUUUGUGGGUUCAUUUUUCCAUGGAGUUGUGAUUUGAAAUGUAAUAAUAAACUUUGACUAUUAUUGGGUA
Messenger RNA from Ricinus communis (castor bean), 822 nucleotides. RefSeq names its product 17.3 kDa class I heat shock protein. Gene Ontology annotation, biological process: response to salt stress; response to hydrogen peroxide; protein complex oligomerization. The transcript has a single exon. The coding region runs from base 112 to 600 and encodes 162 amino acids. The record is from RefSeq and is a predicted model, not a curated record. NCBI's taxonomy places the organism in Eukaryota, Viridiplantae, Streptophyta, Magnoliopsida, Malpighiales, Euphorbiaceae.